GAGUGUGAGCAGGAGAGGAGGGGGCCAAGGGAAGAAGCUGGGACCACCUGGGAGAGGAAUCUAGGCCAAUCCACCUGCACUUCUCCCUCACAGAACUCUCCACAUGAAGACCCUCCUGCUGUUGGUAGUAAUCAUGGCCUUGGGCCUGCUGCAGGCCCAGGGGAAUUUGCUGGAUUUCCGGAAAAUGAUCCAGUUGGUGACAAAAAAGAAACCCGUGACCAGCUAUGGUUUCUAUGGUUGCUACUGUGGCCUUGGCGGCAGAGGAACCCCCAAGGAUGAGACAGAUUGGUGCUGUGCUGUACUGGACUGUUGUUAUAAACGUCUGGAGAAACGUGGGUGUGGCACCAAACUUCUGAGCUACGACUUUGCCUACCGUGGGAGCCAAAUUGUCUGCGAGAACCAGGACUCCUGCAGGAGUCAGCUGUGUCAGUGUGAUAGAACGGCUACCUACUGUUUUGAGAGAAACCUGAACACCUAUAAUACAAAGUACCAGUACUACCCCAAUUGGAAGUGCAGUGGGACAGCCCCCAGCUGCUGA
This is a messenger RNA of Trichechus manatus latirostris (Florida manatee), 538 nucleotides long. RefSeq names its product phospholipase A2 group IIA (gene PLA2G2A). Gene Ontology annotation, biological process: arachidonate secretion; lipid catabolic process; phospholipid metabolic process. The record is from RefSeq and is a predicted model, not a curated record. The transcript is spliced from 4 exons. The coding region runs from base 104 to 538 and encodes 144 amino acids. Gene Ontology annotation, molecular function: phospholipid binding; calcium ion binding. Lineage: Eukaryota; Metazoa; Chordata; Mammalia; Sirenia; Trichechidae.